This is a messenger RNA of Knipowitschia caucasica, 6162 nucleotides long. NCBI's taxonomy places the organism in Eukaryota, Metazoa, Chordata, Actinopteri, Gobiiformes, Gobiidae. The record is from the annotation of a GenBank genome assembly.
AUGGACGUGAAGGCGGUGAAAGAACCGGAGGAGGAGUUGGAGGACGGGGAGAUCUGCGAUGAUGAAACCGAGGAGAGGGCACCGUACGCCCGCGGAGACAACCACCGAGCCCCGGGGGAGAAACCGGACCAUCGGAAGGCGAACAUCACGCCUCUGAUGGAACGAGACUUCCGGCCCAUGAUUUCCUUCCCUCACGCUGUGUCUAGAGGGCCUUUUCCUCUGGGACACCGGCAGCAGCAGUGUGGACCCAGCGGACCAGAGCGACCUGUGUCCCCACUGACUCCAGGCCACGAGCAUAGGUCCACUUUCUGGGAGCGCUCCCACUGUGCUCUGGGUCGCUUCAGACACGGCCGAGGAGGAAGAGGAGGAGGAAGAGGAGUGGACUGGAGACGCGAGGGCGGCCGACCACAGCGCUACGGACCAGGGGAGAACCACAGCAAGAAUGACUCGCCCUCCAGGAAACCAAAGCCAAUGGGCAGAAACCAACCUCGUAAACCGAUUUAUCUCGCUGCCAAACCAGAAAGCAGUAAUGACGAGUCCUUUGAGGAUCUUCUAUUGCGGUACAAACAGAUCCAGCUGGAACUGGAGUGCAUCCGCAAGGAGGAGACCAUGGCCUUGGAGCCCAAACCUGCUGCUCCUGCUCCCGAACCACCACCACCAGAGCAACCCGCUAGCACCGAAGAACCAGCACCAUCCGAAGAAGAGCAAAGUGUCAAGGUGUUCCAAGCCUUCAACAUCAAACCACUGAAACCAAAAGCACCAGCCAAUCUGGACGAGCUGAAGAAGAAGUGGGCGGAGCAAGCAGAGGCCACGGACACGGACAAGGAGGGUGAAGAGGUGACCAUCCUGGAGACUGAAGCACAAAGCUCUCAGCCGAAGGACAAGUGUGUCUGCUGCACCAGCGAGUCUGAAAGUGAAAGUCAAAUGAACGCAUCCAAACCAGCGCCAGGGGAGACGGCUGCAGCUCCGGUCUCCUGUGUCUGCUGUGGAGAAAAGCCGGACCAGGACCAGACCAAGGACCUGAAGAGCGAGACCAGAGAGUCCUCCGUGUCCAGUGUCGAUUCCAACCUCUCCACGGACAAGCCCCGAGUGGAGCAGGAGGAGCUGUCCGAGCUGGAGCUGCGGUUGCUGGCCCUGCAGUCGGCCAGUAAGAAGUGGCACCAGAAAGAGCAGCAGGUGAUGAAGAAGAGCAAAGAGCGAGUGACUAAGCCCCCACAGGAGAAGAACGCCCCCGCCAGCUCAGGGCCUGGUACCGCGCCCUCCAUGAGGGCGAGAGUGGCCACACGAUCAUCCACCACACGCUCCUCCACGCCUCCUGCUGAGCGCACACGCAGCAGGACCAGCUCCCAGGAUGGAGAUCGGCCCAGACCAGGAACCCGGUCUACAGACAGAGACCUCAGCAGGACCUCAGGACCUGAACGAGAACGGCCCAAGCAGAGUCCUAAAGCUGCACCUAAAGCCAGUCCUAAACCAGGAUCUAAAUCCACACCGAAGCCCAGUCCCAAACCUGGGCCGAGACCUGGGGUCCGGACCCUCCAGAGCAGAGCAUACAGUGGCAGCAGGAUCAGCCCCUCGGCCAAACAAGCAGCUCGUCGGCAGCAGUUGAGAAACUGGAAAAUGAAGCAACAACGAGAAGAGGAAGCGGCAAAGAGACGCUAUGAAGAAGAGGAGCGCAGGAAGAGGGAGGAAGAGAUCCGGAGAAUCAGGGACCUGUCCAAUCAGGACGAGCAAUACAACCGCUUUAUGAAGCUGGUGGGCGGGAAGAGCCACACCCCCAGCAAGGCCAGAGAUCGCGAGCACCGUAAAUCCACAGGGAAAUCCGGUCUGGACACUUCGGGAAACCUGUACCAAUAUGACAACUACGACGAGGUUGCUAUGGAUACGGAUAGCGAGCCCGGUUCUCCCGCUCCCUCUCCCACUCACCCGUUCCCUGGAGCAGACGCUGUCUUCCCCCAGACACUGUUCCUGACAGAGGCUCACUUUGGAACGGACUACGGUCAGGUGUUUGUGGCCCCUCCCCCUCCACCCCCUCUGCCUCCCCCUGAUGAGCUGGAGCUUCCCCCCAAACCGCCCUUCGCUGACGAGGAAGAGGAGGAGGAGAUGCUGCUGCGAGAGACCUGCCUGAUGUCUAUGGCCCACAAGAGAGAGACCCCCCUUGAGGAGAAGUCUUCCAGCGCCUCCUCGUCCCCUCAGCGCUCGUCCCUCAGAGGAAACCUGAGCACAGUGAGCCUCAACACUGUCCCCCCUCCCUCCAGGAAGUUCAACAGCCGGGGCCCCCACAGCAGAGCGCCCCUUGUGUUGCCUCGUCACAAAACUGUGGUGGUUUCUCUGAACGACUCUGACGACAGCGACAGCGAUGUGGACUCUACUGCCCCCAGUGUGUUCGGAGGACUGGAGUUCAUGAUCCGCGAGGCGAGACGAACCGUGGAGGCCGCGAAGCCCAAAGGGGCGAGUGAGAAGGAGAACCACCCCAUGAGGACGCCUGAAGCUCUGCCCGAAGCAAAGAAGAAGGAGUACCGGCUUCUGAAGGAGCAGAUUGCCAGUCGAGAGAAGCAGAAGGCGCUGACUCCGUGGAGCUCUGGGCCUCAGUCUGAUGCAGCGACUGAAGCUCUGACCAAAGCAUCAGCAGAAAUGCAGCUGAUGGAGGCGGAGCAGCGACUGGCCAAGCACAGGGAGCUGCUGCAGAAGGACGAGGCCAUGCUCAGACAUCUGCUCCAACAGGAGCUGAAGAAGAGGGAGAACCUCCGAACGUCAGAGGCCAAAGUGGGCAAGCUGAAAGAGCAGCUGCAGGCCUCAGAGAAGAUUGCCCAGGCCAACCGCACGCUGCUGAGGAGGCUCCAGGAACAGGUGCAGCGUGUGGAGCACAGAGUGUCCCUGAAGAAGAGCAUGGAGGUCAGCCUGGAGAAGCAGCUGGUCCAGGCCCAGUCUCAGGCCCAGACACAGACCCAGACCAAAGGACUCAAGAGGAGGCUGGACUCCAACCAGUCUUUGCCCAAUAAGCUGCAGCGUCUAGACGGAGCUGAGCGUCAUUUCGCCGAGCUCAUGGCGCAGAAGCAGCGGCUGCAGCGGCUCGAGUCAGAGUACGCGCUCAAGAUCCAGAGGCUGAAAGAGGCCCAGGCUUUACGCAACAAACCCGCACAGACGGAUGCUCCAGUCCAGCCCCCCGCGCUGCGAGAAGCUCCUAACCCCCCUCUGCAGAAGCCUGUCAGCCCCUUCCCCGUCUCCCAGCCCUCGCUACACGACCUGACGCAAGACAAGCUCACGCUGGACGCCGAGGACGAAACGCCGGAGGAGUCGGAGAGCACGCAGCAGAGCGCGGCAAUAAAAGGCCAGCGCCGGCACUCGCUACGUCAGUCCACCUCCUUCACAAAGCCCCAUCUGGAGUCCACUCCAGGGAAAGACACGCCCAGGCAAGCCAAGACCGCCAGCGACUCUGGGAACGCUGCAGAGACCGAGGUGUUUGCGGGGCUGGACGUGGACACACUGAAGCAGAGAUACGAACAGCAGCCGCAGCUCGGGGAACUGCUGAAGACCGAGCUGGAGAAGACUGGGCAGGACCUGAAGACCACACCUACAGCUCAGUUACAGAGACCACAGGUGCCUGCGUUUGAGCUGGACGCCUCCUCAGUCCAGCUGAUGUCUGACCUGAGGCCGGUUCCCUACGAAGCCUAUCGCAGCCCUCUGCUGGCCUUCAAGUCUUACAGGUUCAGUCCUUACUAUCGGACAAAGGAGAAGCUGUCUCUGAGCUCCGUGACGUACAGCAACACGAUCGAGCCCAAAAAACACUUCUGUCGCUUUGACCUCACAGGGACCUGCAACGACGACGGCUGCCGAUGGCAGCACAUGCGCAACGUGACGCUCUCUGGAACUCGGCUGUUUCAGGACGUGCUUUCGUACGACCUGUCUCUGAUCAACUGCACUGGCGACAACUCGGACCGAGAGAUCAGCGUGGCAACAGAAAAAUACAUUAAGAGGCUUUUUGGUUCCAAUAACCGCAUGAGCAUUGAUCAGAAAGCUGUGUUGCUGGUGAGCAAAGUCAACGAGAGCAAACGCCACACCCCUCCUUACACCACCUUCAAAGAGCUGCGCAAGUGGAAACCGAAGCCGAGCGCUCCGUCUGCCGCCGACUCAGAGGAAAGCAGUGACAGCGAGGAGCCAGAGGACUCCGCGCCACACAGCAAAUACGAUGGCAGCACUGGCCUGGGCCAGUCUGACGUCUGCGUGACCUCGGACGACAAACGUUACUUCUUCAGUGAAACAGACGACAUCUCGAACCUGGAGACGAGUGUUUUGGAAAGUCCAUGCGACACUCAGCUGUGGCUCAAACUGGCAUUCAAGUACCUGAACCAGCCCGAGAGCUCUCCCGCAGAAUGCCUGGAGGCCGCACUGAACACUCUGUCCCGCGCUCUGGAGAAUAAUUGUGAAAACCCGGAGGUGUGGAGCCAGUACCUGUCGCUGUUCUCCAGGAGGGGGAGCUGUGGAGAGGUGCAGGAGAUGUGCGAGAUGGCAGUGGAGCACGCACCACACCACUGUGUCUGGUGGACCUACUUGUCCCUGGAACACUCAUUCGAGGGGAAAGACUCUGUAUCUGAGCGCCUGCUGCAGUUCCUGAUAUCGGAGGUGCCCCCUGCUGGACACUCCGAGAAACUGUCCUUCCACAUCCUGGAGGCGCUGCUCUACCGCGUGCAGCUUAGUGCGUUCAGCGGCCGCGCCGACAACGCACACACCAUUCUGCAGGAUUCUCUGAAGAGUGAUUUUGUGCGUGAGCUGCUGACUGCUGCAGACCGCUCGCUGCUCUGGCUCUGCUUCAUCCACUUGUCCGAGUUCCAGCGCCUGCCCUCCUCCUUGUACGACGCCGCCGAAUCGGGGCCGAGCCGACUGGUGAGCCGCGAGAGCUUCCUGUUGCCGUGGAGACAAGCCCAGGACAUCUGCACGCCGCUGGAGACACUGCUCCGCAUGUUCCAAGACGGUAUCUCUCAGAGCACUGAUGUCUCUCUGUCUCUAAAUGAGAGGACUGUGGCCUGUUUACCUCUGCACACCAACCUGCUGCACCUGCACAAGGUCCUGGGGAGACUGGAUGAGGCUGUCCUCCUGUGUGAGGCGCUUCUGCAGUGCUGUCCCGACUCGUGUGUCCUCCGGGACGUGUUAGCUGAGCUGCACAUCACAAAAGGAGACGCCAACACCGCGGUUAGCAUGUGGCUACAUGCGCUGGUGGAGUGUCCUGACAAUGCAGAGGUCUUCUACCACUCCUGCAAGUUCCUCAUGUCCCAGGAUAAGUCCAGCGCUCUCCCUCCUCUGUUCCGGGGCUUCAUCCUGUCGCUGUGUGAGGAUGAGGAUGGCCAGAAGAACCCUGUAGAAGUUCUGCGGCACAUCCUGGGCUUCCCCUGUGACCAGCUGUUGAAGGAACCCAUCAUUAAAAAGGACCUCCGGGAGCAGCUGGUGUCGCAGACGUCAUUCCUGCAUCUACUGCACUGCCGCUGGCAGUGGCUUCAUGGUUCGCCUCAGGACACGGUGGAGGCGUUUGAGCGCGCUCUGGGAGCUCCUCUUCAGCGAGACGAACUGCACACACUGUGGAUGGACUACCUCAUCUUCACCAGCUCUCAGCCCUCUUCCUCCUCCUCUAAGCUCUUCUCAGACCUCGUGCAGCGCUGUCUCAGCACGGUCCCCUCUCGACUUGAGGUUCCCUUUAACCAGGCAGAGUUCUGGAGCUGCUACAAGUUUCACAAUCAGGUGGUGUCCCUGUACCUGGGCUGUCUACCACUGUCCCAGCAUGCACUAGUGCUGGAGAGACUGAGAUACUCUAUGCCCAACAACACGGAGCUGGGCCUCAGGCUGUUGCACCAGGAGUGGCAGGAGGGAAACCUGCAGCACCUCAAGUUUCAGUCGCGAAUGUUGCGCAGCCAUGCCCCAAAGUGUCUCGCCAACUGGAAAAUAGCCAUUGCUGCAGAGAAGGAGUUGCGGGAGAAGUCUGAGGUUCGCCGUUUGUACCAGCAGGCACUGAGCCGCCUCCCGCUGUGCGCCGCGCUCUGGAAAGACCGUCUGUUGUUCGAAGCGGCGGAGGGCGGCCGCACAGAGCGCCUUCGCCGCCUGGUGGACCGCUGCCAGGAGCUCGGGGUCAGCCUAAGUGAACACCUCCAACGAGCCACAAAGAGCACGCAAUGA